GAUAGUACCCACACGUGAUAAGCUCUAAUAAAAGCGUGUUAGAAAAAAUCCACACGUACCAGUUCCACAAUUAGUGCCAAUACAAGACGUUUCCAUAAUGGCUUGGUACUUACCUCUUUGCGUGUUUUUUCUCUGCAAUAUCGUUAUCUGCGUCCACGGAAGUUACGAAGACGACGCUCUCUACCUGAUAAGAAGUACCCCCUCGAAUCUCGUUCUGGAUGGAAGUAAUUCAAAAGUGAGCAUGCAACAUUUCGACGGAUAUAAACCCCAAUUGUGGAAUUUCAAGAAGGGUCUCAGACCAGGUUUAUUCGUGAUUGUCAACAACAGUACCGGGAACGUUCUUGAUGUAGCAAGUGACAACACGGUCGUACUUGGUAGGGAAAAAAACGGUACUUUGAACCAACAGUGGUUCCUGCAUUUCAAUGGUCGUCUGGUCAAUGCAGGUAUUGGAAAGUUAUUGGAUGUGAGAGGUGGGAAGUUCGUUGCUGGUAAUCCGUUGAUAGUUCAUCCCGAUAACGGGAGUGGUGCCCAGGAUUUUAUUGUAAAGGAAAAACAGACAUGUGGAAAUUGAUUUAUAUUUAAUUUGAAUAAAAUUGUAGCAGUAGCUUGUUUUUUUAAAUUUCCCUUGUUAUGUAACAGGAUACAAAUGUCACAGGAUGUGGUGAAAUUAUCUUCUCUGUUGGUGAUAUAAUGCAGAAGUGUUUGACUAAUUUAAUCAUGUCUUAAAUGAAUGAAAUUAAUAAAAAUGAUAAUAUAAGCACUUCCCUUGGUAACUCGUCUCCUGAUAACUUGUUUGAUCUACAGAUCAGAGCGUGCGCAGGCGAGUAUCGACUUUAAGCGUUCAGAAGCGAUUAUUGGUUGGUUUGGACGAGUAAGAGAACAUUUUUGAUUUUUAGUGACAAUCUUUGUGGAAAAUUUGAAAAAUCGGGAAAUCUAAACUCGAAAAAUUUUCAAAAUCGAUAAACCGAGAUGUCAAAAAUAAAAGUACCCCCAAUAAGGUGAUUCGGCGCAAGAUUUCGUUGUCAAAGAGAAACGUACUUGUAACUGAAAACGUUCCUCGUAUUUAUUUUCUUGUUGUUGUUGUUGUAUAUAAUACAAAUAAGUAGUACUUUUUAAACAUCUUGCCCCUCUCCUCGCCCACAACGCCACCUUAAACCAAAAACCUUAUAAGCACUCCCGAUUUAUUCAAACCAGUUAGUUACGAAAUCCUCCGAAAAUGGUACUUCCGGCCAAGUGGUUUCUGCUUAUCCUUGUUCCAUCGUUCUACGAUAGCAUCGUCUUCACGCUGAAUUAUUACUACUGUGAGGACGAUUCAUGGUACCUGAUAAGGAGUACCGCUUCCAACUUGGUUCUGGACGCUAGUAACUCUAGAGUGACCGUCCAACACUUCGAUGGGUAUACGCCGCAGCUGUGGAGGUUCAAGCGGGGAAGCAGGCCGGGGUUGUUUUUUAUUUUGAACAACAGUACCGAGACCGUUCUGGAUGUGGCCAAUGAUUAUACGGUGGUGCUUGCGAAACAAACUAAUGAGUCGUUGAGUCAACAAUGGUUUGUGAAUUCGAAUGGGCGGAUUGUGAAUGCUGGGUCUGGGAGGAAUUUGGAUAUAACUGGAGCUAGGUAUAUUCCGGGGAAUCCGCUGAUUGUGUAUCCGGAUAAUGGGAAUCCGGCGCAGGAUUUUAUAGUGAAGGAGAAACGAACGUGUGGUGAUCAAAAAUUUAACACUAUUCCUUGAGUUUCAAUUUUGUUUUAUUUAGUAUAUGAUUAGGAGAUUUUAGGUAAUGUGUUUAUGUUUGAAAACGAA
Molecule: messenger RNA, 1798 nt
Organism: Zophobas morio
Lineage: Eukaryota; Metazoa; Arthropoda; Insecta; Coleoptera; Tenebrionidae
Exons: 5
Coding region: 1217-1729 (170 amino acids)
Source: RefSeq, a predicted model, not a curated record